Chlorella variabilis is the source of this 1125-nucleotide messenger RNA. RefSeq lists its product as hypothetical. Gene Ontology annotation, molecular function: hydrolase activity. The record is from RefSeq and is a predicted model, not a curated record. The transcript is spliced from 6 exons. The annotation marks the transcript as partial. NCBI's taxonomy places the organism in Eukaryota, Viridiplantae, Chlorophyta, Trebouxiophyceae, Chlorellales, Chlorellaceae.
UCCUUCACCACGCCACCGCCGCCCGGCUCCAACGCCACCUUCACCUGGCUGAUGGCGGCUGAUGUGGGUCAGGCCCAAGUGGACGGCUCCUCAGUGACCAUGGGCAUCAAGCCCGGCGCCAUGGGGAACUUCCGCGGCAUGGCGCGGGCCGCCGCCGCGGCCCGCCCUGGCCUUGUCUCCUACUCCGGAGACAUCUCUUACUCUGACGGCGCCAUCGGCGACUGGGAGCUGUUCCUGGAGAAUGCGGCCCCGGUGCUGGGCGUCGCGCCGGUGCUGGUGCAGCAGGGCAACCACGAGCGCGACGCCUACAUCAACUCCACCCUCAACUCAGGCGACUGGAUCCGCGGCGCCAACUACGGCUUCGAGUGCGGCGUGCCGGUGGAGGAGCUGUUCCUGAUGCCAACUGCCACCCACACCAAGCCCUGGUACUCGCUGGACUAUGGUCCCGUGCACAUCCUGGCCCUCAGCUCCGAGCUGGACAUGGCGCCCGGCAGCGCGCAGUGGGACUUUGCGGCGGCCGACCUGGCGGGCGUGGACCGCGCCCGCACGCCGUUUGUGGUCAUGCAGUGGCACCGCCUCAUGUACUCUGCAGGACCAGCCGGCAGCAGCGACUAUCAGUGGGGUGACCAGGUGAGGGGUAGAGGCCCGUACAUGUACCAAAACGGGUGGGACGACCUCAUCUACAACGCCUCUGUGGAUCUCACCAUCACCGGCCACUUCCACGUCUACUCCCGCACCUGCCCCGUGCACCAGCGCACGUGCAUCCCGGGCACCCGCCCCGACGGCCGCCUGGGCGGCCCCAUCCACGUCACCACCGGCUGGGGCGGCCCGCAGUCGUUCGGCAACCUCGCGGCCCCGCCCUGGCCCUACAUUGCCGCCACCAACAACGCCUCCUCGCCCAACGGCUUCCUGCGGGUCGCCGUGUCGCGCACCCAGCUGGCGGUGGAGGCGCUGGCGGUGGGCUGCAGCCGGCGCCGUCGCUGCAUGUGCGAGGCGUGCCAACCUGGCUGUGGAGUUGGCUUAGUGCCCGUGCCCAAGGCCAGCUGCCAGCACGCCACAACAGUAGCUCCUCUGUGCCUCAUCCGGAAAUGCCCGUCCUCCACUGCAGACCAACUCUGCCGGUGA